Messenger RNA from Aspergillus alliaceus, 1687 nucleotides. RefSeq lists its product as uncharacterized. Gene Ontology annotation, cellular component: membrane. The transcript is spliced from 3 exons. NCBI's taxonomy places the organism in Eukaryota, Fungi, Ascomycota, Eurotiomycetes, Eurotiales, Aspergillaceae. The record is from RefSeq and is a predicted model, not a curated record. Bases 166 to 1242 code for a protein of 358 amino acids.
GUUUUUCCCUCUUUCCUCUCAUAUUUGGUUUUAUUUUCUCCGGUCCUUCAGUUAAUCCUACUGUAUCGUCUGAUCUCUUCUACCUCCUCUCCCCACAACAAACACCCCCCAAAUUCCUCAUACUCAAUCGCAUCACCGUUGCAUGGUCCCCUUCCGCGCAUCGUUAUGUCUGCCGCAUUGCCUUGGUUACAGAAGCUGCGCAAGCCCCAACUGACGGACUGGGCGGAAGCUACUGAUCUUCACGACUACGAAGAGCUCAAUAAACCCGAACUCGCGGUGGCGCUGGAUGAGCAUCUGCAAGCCCAUCAGUCUAUUUUCGCCAGCGAUGCGCGACUCGCCGAGUAUUACCGACGCCUGACGCAGACCCCGCGCAAGGGGUCGCCGAUCAAGAGAGAGCCCAAGGUUGAAGUGACGCCUCUUGCGCCGCGAUCUGCACGCCGCAGGCAGACGAGAGCCAAGGAGGAAGAACUGAGAGAGAGCGCGUCCAGAGAGGAUAAGCCUAAGGAGGAGGCAAAGGAGAAAGCUGAACUGACCUACAGAGAUGAAUCUAGCGAGUCCCCACCGCCCGUCUUCGAGACUCCUGGACGCCCCUCGCUGAACUUCGAACAGGCGUUGCCGGCAUCGCCGGCUGUUGUCGCGAAUGCUAUCGACCGCGGGGCGAGCGCGUUUGGCAAUUGUGUGGGCAGUUUCUGGGCUAGAUUAGGGGUGGAGGAGAGACGGAAUGAGGUGCGCUCGAUUCUAAGCAGCGUGAAGGCGGUCCAAGUCUUGUUCUUGCUCCUCGAAGGAGCAUGUCUCAUUUACGAAACUAUGCCGAUGCGAUUCGUGACCACCAUUCCGUUAUUUAUCGACCCAUUGGUGGAGAUUCCAGUGAAGGUCCCCGACGUCUUUAUCCUGGUAGACGGCGCAUUCUGGGCCCCGUUCUCGCUCUGGCUGUUUACCAGCAUUAUCCUGCCGUUGACGGUCGCAUAUUUCUUCAAUAUCAGCCUGAAUAUCGCGCAAGGUAGCGGCGGGGCGCGUCGAAGCCGCGCCGCUCAAGCGAACUUCGAUCCGCUGAGCUAUAACAUCGCCAAGGCGGGGCUCGCAUACCUGGUGUAUGCUAAGCAAUUCGACUUCUGGGACCUGUACAGCCGGCUCUCGAUCGCCAAGGUGAAUGCCGCUCUUCCUGGUCAGUGGGCGGGCUUGGUGACGGGGUCGGCGAUUGGGCUGAUCGGAACUCUUUAUGAGGCCAUCCUCCGGAAGUAAAUACGCGGUGUACAUAUGUGAAUGCGUUGUUUUCGGCAGAGCCGCUGGUUGGACGCAGUUCGAGGAGGAGGACGAGCUUGGGGUUUUGCCUGCAGGGGAUAGGCCUGCGAGUGUCAGGAGGAGGAGGAGGAGGAGUUGGGAGCGGUUUUCCUAUCGCCUAGAGGGUUUGAAAGGAUCUAUUUCUGGAUAAUAGUCGGUCGAGGGUGCUUCGGGAAUUUACCAUGUUAAACUAUUUUUGGUUUCUUGUCUCUCCUUUCUUUGGAUUCAGGCGUGAGAACGGUGUGGUUGGUUUCUAUCGCAGUUGCUUUGAAUUGAUCUCUUUCUUUGGCCAGGAGGCGCUGUGGCGUGGCCUUUGUGGUUGUUUUCCUCCUUUGCUGGAUGUAAUAUUGAUAUUGAAAACCGAUAUAGGGGGAUCCAAUACAAAUACCAUCAAUCUCUGUGUCUA